Molecule: messenger RNA, 2388 nt
Organism: Belonocnema kinseyi
Lineage: Eukaryota; Metazoa; Arthropoda; Insecta; Hymenoptera; Cynipidae
Gene: TTLL12
Product: tubulin--tyrosine ligase-like protein 12
Exons: 3
Coding region: 62-1930 (622 amino acids)
Biological process (GO): protein modification process
Source: RefSeq, a predicted model, not a curated record
AUUCGAGUCAGAGGAGGAGCACAGAUCCUUCUACGGAUUAGUGAAGAAGCUAUUACCAAUCAUGGGACCAAGAAUCGAAAAAACAGAUUCAAUAAUGGACGGCAUCAGUCUUUUUCCGGCCUUCAUUCAUGCUCAUAAACCUCAACUUGAAUCAUCAGCAGUACCAAAAAUCUUCUGGGAAGUUUUGCACAAAAAACUACAAAACCACCUCUUCGAUGCAGGUCUCACCUUUCAAAUGGUUCACGUAAGUUACGAAGAUGUCGAAAAAGAUCGCACAGAUCCUCUUUGGAAGCUUUUCGUAAUUUCCGAAGAAGGAAUCUCAGCUCAAGAUUCAUCCCAAAUUUACCUAAUCGAUCAUGCAUGGACCUAUCGUUUUUCUGAAGCUAGAAAUGGCCUUAGCAGAAAUUCUAGUCUCCUAAACCGUAUGUAUAAAUUCAUGAAUCCCGAGGAUGACAAUAAAACUGAAGAAGAGAAGAUUGAGUUCGUGCUCUCGGAAAUGUGGAGAUACAACACCUUCUUCUCCUUCAAUGUAAACUCCACAUCAAUCGAGGAAAGAAUGCCCAUUUGGUCUAUGAUGGACGAAGUUGGUUCUUCAAUAAAUCAUAGCGACGAGCCAAAUUUUCGAACAGUUCCCUUUUUAUAUUUACCGGAAGGUGUCAUUUACACUCUUCUUUUUCCUAUCAAGAACGUCGAAACAGGUGAAGAAGUCACCCGAGAUUUUGUCGAGGGUCAGACGAACGAUUUAAAAAAACGAAGAGCUCUCCUAUUACCUUGGCAAGAAGCUAAUUUCCUAGACGAGAGCUUCGAGCAAAUAGAACCCGACGAAGAUUAUUUCCUCUCUGGUCACAUUAGCGAAUCUUUACCCGAGAAAGUUUCUGAAAAUAUUCCUCAGCCGAAGCUCAAAGUUUAUACGCAGUAUAAUUUUGUGUAUAGAUAUCUAACGGAUCCAGAUUUUGAGAUCGUUGACUCUCAUCAGGAAGCAGACAUCUUGUGGCUGACGAGCCAUUUUAAAAAUUUUAAAGAGUUCAGUUUGAAUAAACCAAAAGCUUUUGUGAAUCAGUUUCCAUUCGAAAAUGUAGUGACGAUCAAGGACUUGCUGUCGAUAGUUUGCAGAAGAAAAGCUGAGAAGAAAUUUGACGGAGAGACUUUGGAAACUUUUCCGAGUUGGUUACCUACAACUUUUAAUUUGAGUACGGAGCUGAUUCAGUUUGUCGCUUAUUAUCAAAGGAGAGAGCAGAAGGGAUUGGACAAUCACUGGAUUUGUAAGCCGUGGAACUUGGCGAGAGGGUUGGAUACGCAUGUGACAAGAGAUCUCUUUCAUAUUUUGAGAUUACCAGCUACUGGACCAAAAAUUGCGCAGAAGUAUGUAGAGAAUCCGGUGCUUUUUGAAAGAGCAGAUGUCGGGAGAGUCAAAUUCGACGUCAGAUACGUCGUACUUUUGAAAUCUGUCAAGCCACUGAAGAUUUUUGUAUACUCCAACUUUUUUCUGCGUUUUGCGAACAAGCCUUUUGCCCUCAAUCAGUUUGACGACUAUGAGCAACAUUUUACUGUCAUGAAUUACUCUGAAUCGACGCCUCUCUGUCACACAAAAUGCGCUGACUUUAUUCCAAAUUGGGAGAGCCAAUAUCCCGAUCAUCCAUGGAUAACGAAAAUAGAACCAAGGAUCUUGGAAAUCUUCAAAGCAGUUUUUGAAGCUGCAACUUCUGUCGAUCCUCCAAAAGGAAUUGCAGAAAGUUCACAAAGUCGAGCUCUUUAUGCUGUGGAUUUGAUGCUCGAAUGGAAAAACCAAGAGAUGCAGCCUAUUUUAUUGGAGGUAAACUUUACCCCAGAUUGUAAAAGAGCAUGCGAGUACUAUCCAGAUUUUUAUAACGACGUAUUUCGCUGCUUAUUCUUAAAUGAGUCUCGGAAUGAAGUAUUUCAUGAAUUGUGAAUAGAAGUAAAUAAAUUAUCAAAUAUAUUUCUUAUUUAAUAUUCAAGUCUUAAAUACAAUCUAAAUAAGCGAGUAAUUUAUGGAAAAAGGAUGAACUGGGAAAAAUGAAGAAACAAUUAUAAAACGAUUGACGCUUUUGAUAUUAAGAUAUAACUAUGAUUGUAAAUGAUAACCCAGCCAAUACAUGAAAUUCAGACUUCGCUCAUACUGUUCCUUAUUAUAUCAAGUACAUUCUGUGAAAAUUUGAUUGCAGAAGAAAAUAUAUUUUUUAAAACCCGUGCGUCAAAAGAGCGUGCGUUUAAUGUUAAAAGUUUCUUUAGAACGAAACUAAUUUUUCGUUUUUAGGGGUAAAAGUCGACGAUAUUUCAUAAACAACUGAUUCAUACGUCUUUAAUAUAUUUCUUAAUGAUUAAGAUAUCUGUAUUUAAUAUUUUUCGAAUAAAGGAGCACCUGCAAUG